This is a messenger RNA of Cebus imitator (Panamanian white-faced capuchin), 474 nucleotides long. RefSeq names its product 40S ribosomal protein S18-like. Gene Ontology annotation, biological process: translation. Gene Ontology annotation, molecular function: RNA binding; structural constituent of ribosome. The coding region runs from base 1 to 372 and encodes 123 amino acids. The record is from RefSeq and is a predicted model, not a curated record. Gene Ontology annotation, cellular component: small ribosomal subunit; ribosome; cytosol. The transcript has a single exon. Lineage: Eukaryota; Metazoa; Chordata; Mammalia; Primates; Cebidae.
AUGUCUCUAGUGAGCCCUGAAAAGUUCCAGCAUAUUUGGCACAUACUCAACACUAACAUCGAUGGGCAGUGGAAAAUCACCUUUGCCAUGACUGCCACUCAUGUGGUGUUGAGGAAAGCAGACAUUGACCUCACCAAGAGGGCAGGAGUACUCACUGAGGAUGAGGUGGAACGUGUGAUCACCAUUAUGCAGAAUCCCCACCAGUACAAGACCCCAGACUGGUUCUUGAACAGACAGAAGGAUGUAAAGGAUGGAAAAUAUACCCAGGUCCUAGCCAAUGGUCUGGACAACAAGAUCCGUGAAGACCCGGAGCAACUGAAGAAGAUUCAGGCCCAUAGAGGGCUUCGCCACUUCUGGGGUCUUCGUGUCUGAGGCCAGCACACCAAGACCACUGGCCGUUGUGGCCGCACCAUGGGUGUAUCCAGGAAAAAAUAAGUCUGUAGGCCUUGUCUGUUAAUAAAUAGUUUACAUACC